AGCUGAGUUAUCUCGCCUUGUCUUCGCCUUCGCCUCAGCGAUUCAGCUCACUUCGCUUCGCGCCGCCGAGCAAGACAGACGUGUGUGCGGAGAGUGCUGAGGCUGCGUGAAAAUAUAACAGAGAUAUAUAUUUGAGCUCCCGGCGCCCGCGUCGUGCUAAUAACUGUUAUUUGUUUACCUUUAUUUUUUUUGCUGUUUUAAAUCCCUGUGAGUGCCGUUUGGCCGCCCUUCCAAGUGCAUUCAAAUUAGGAAGUGCAAAGAAAGAAGGAGAGAGAAAGAGCGAGAGCAAGAAAACGUGCGACAAGUGGUGGAGAUUUGUGGAUUUGGAUAGAGGAUUUAGCUGCCCUUCGCGGUUCAUCAGCAAAACAGAAUGCAGCUCUGAAGCAGCAACUACGCCUGGAAAGAGACAGCGAGACAGCAGUAAAAAGAGACGAAGGGAUAAGCAAGUGACAAAGGGUACAAAAGAGUGGGAUCUGCUUUGCAAUGGCUGGAAUCAGGCUAGUUUUGGUUAUCCUGACCACCUGCAUCUGCACACUGCAAGCCAGCGACACUAAUUCGUCCGCGGGAACCACCUUAGGCGUUUUGUUUGAGAGGGCACCCGAAUCAGCGGUAGCCCCCAAAGGAGAUGAGGUGGUCUUCGAGUGCGAACUGAAUCUCAAACCUGAUCGCCUGGAGUGGCGAUUCAGACACAGUGAUUCCUCGGAACCCUAUCGAUACCUGAGACCCUCGGCUGGCUACAACGUGACCAGCGGUAGCGAUGGCCUUGCUUGGAGACUGCGCAUCUAUGUGAGUGCCCAAACGGCAGGAGACUACCAGUGUGUGGCUUGGUAUGGCCCAGGAGCACUGGCUUCUACGCCAGCCCGCUUGGCCUUGGUCUCGAUUGCUUUGGACGGCGGCCAGGGAUCCUUGGCAGCCAUAAGUUCCAUCCGCUGGAGUGUGGCGCCCAAAAACUGCCUGCUCAUUCGUUGCGGCAGCGUAAUAUCCAAUCCGCCGGCUAUUUGGAGCUUCUACAGGAACGGAAAGAAGCUACCACAAUCGGAAUUGCUUCCCGGCGCUGCGGGGGCUCUGGUUUUGGAUACGGUCACCGCCAAAGAUGCGGGUAACUACUCAUGCGUUGCGACGAAUUCCAUAACGGGCGAUGAGCUUUGGCUCCCCCAAACCAUUGAAUUAAGAGUGGACUACACGGACAGGACACCGCCGUACUUUCUACAACGUCCACCCACCGAAUACUCAGCUCGUCCCGGGGAAACAGUGGUGCUGGAGUGUCCCGGCGUGGGAUCCCCACGACCCAGAGUCAUUUGGAGCAGUCCCAACGUGGUUGGGAUCUACAAUAACAGAAGCAACAUCCUGCCCUACGGUUUGCAGAUCACCGAUGUGAGGCCCGAGGAUCAGGGUUCCUAUAUCUGCAUGCUGGACAAUGGCAUUGCACCACCCAUCGAUCACACCAUCAAGUUAAGUGUUCUGCAGCGCCCCACAAUCUUAAGAGGACCUGCCGCCACUCUGACGAACGAGAGCAAUGCUUUGUUACUGGACUGCUCCGCCUCGGGAAAUCCCCAACCCGAUAUUUACUGGCUCAUAAACGGGGAGGAUGCCACCAAAGAUCCGGAGGCCGUGGUGGAUAAUCGGAGUCUGCAGCUGAAGCGAGUUCAAAAGCGUCAUGCUGGCGUGGUUCAGUGCUUCGCAAAGAACAUUUUGGGAGAGACAAGCCAGGGAAACAUACUGCGAGUGAAUCCCCUGGAUAUCACUGGCGAGGAUGAGGAACCACUCGGAGGAGUUCCCGUGUGGUCAGUCUAUGAAUCGAACAGUGGAAUGGGGUCCUCGUCAACUCCAUCUGGUGGCUCCAAAAACAAGGGCGGCAGGCGAAAGUUUAAAGCGAGCAUGGUGCCUCCAUCGCGACCCAAUGUCACCCGGCUGUCGGACGAGUCCGUAAUGCUGCGCUGGAGUGUGCCACAAAACUCUGGACUCCAGAUCACCUUCUUUAAGGUGCAGUAUCGCAAGUUGGGCGAUGGGAAAAAUCGGCGAGAAAACUGGCAGACGACCAGCGAGAAUAUUCCGUACGGAAACGCCCACGGAUCCGGUCCUGGCCAGGGAAACAGCCACUGGCGGGCGCGGAAUAGGGACAGGGAGUAUGAGAUGGGCAAUCCGCCCAAGAAUUUCACCUCCUCCGUUACGGGACUGACUGCCGGCAAGUACUACCGCUUCCGGAUCGUGGCGGUGUACUCCAAUAACGACAACAAGGAGGGCAACACCUCUCUCAAGUUCUUCCUGCAGAAUGGAACCGCCAAGUCGAAUCUGCCAGUGCCGGAACUGCGCGUGGUGGAGAUCCUCCGCGAGUCCGCCAUGGUGCUUCAUUGGUCCCUGAUAUCCUCGACUCAAAAUGAGGAAAUAGACGGGUACUAUGUCUACUAUAGGCCAGCGGACUCAGCAGCGGAAUAUUUGAAGGCCACGGUGGAUGGCGGAAACAGCAGGAGCUUCAAAAUAGACCUCCUUCGUCCAGGAACGCGCUAUGAGUUCAAAUUGCAAUCGUUUAACUCCAACGCAGCCUCUGAAUUUAGUGCUAUUCGUCAAGCAAGUACCGGAAGUGAGUUCAUCCUAGAAGCCCAUGAGCAACCUGCUUCAUCUUCGUCCACACCAGGGCCAGCCAAUAAGACAGUGGAUCAGCAUCAGAACUCCGUAUAUCCAGUGAUUGCAGGAGCUGCCGGCGGAGGCAUACUACUCCUCAUUGCGUCGUUGGUAGUCUGUCUUUGCCUAAAAAGGCGGGAAAACUCUCAACCGGAGGAUGAGAACAAACCGCAAUUGGAGCACAUCCAAGCGGACUUUGUUACCUCCGCCGUCCUGGGAGUUGGUGGUCACCACAAGAGUGGCGAUGUGAGGCGCCUCAACGGAGUGAUUCCGAGGAUGAACAUUACGCCCAAUCCGUUGGCCCAGGAAACGGCGUCCGAUAAGAACCGCAACGUGAUGGAGCUGCGUUUCCUGCCGCCGCUGGCGAACGGAAAUGGAAAUGGCAACUGCAUUGCCAGGGAUCUAGCCCUGGAGCGUCCGAAUGCGGAAGAGCAGCAGGAUGAGGAUGGAAACGAAGGCGAUAGGGGGCUUCCGGUGGUUGCCUCGUCCUCGUGCGAAACGUUGGAGGCCUGCGACGCUGCAAUUAAACUGAAUCUCCACCAGAAACCUGACCAGGAGCAGCAGGAUGCUCAAAAUGCUGUGCUGGAGGCGCCCAGCAAGCCGCUACCGCCGCUGCCAAAGAAACCAGCAAACGGCGCUGGCCAAAACAACACUGGCCUGCAUCAGAAUGGCCUUCACCAUGCACAGCCGUACCAUCCGCCUGGCACUCCCACCUUAAUGCACAAGCGACUGGACUACCACCAGCAACCGCCGCCGGUGCCGCCACACUCGGCCUACUACCAGCAGGCACCCACUCACCAACCCUCGCCGAUGAUGGAGCGCAGCGUCAGGGGUCACCAGCAGCCAGGAGGCUACCAUCUCGAAGAGGGCACACCCACGCCAACCAGGAUCCCAUCACUGCGGCGACAGCGCCGCACCUCGGGCAACCAGCAGGUGCACAAUAGCCACAGCAAUCUCAAUAUUAGCCUGAGUCACCACCACAACAACAAUAACAACCUGCCGCCGCACCACCAGCAUCUGCAUCACCAUCCCGGCCAUCCGGGUGGCCUGGUGGGCAUACCCAUUGUGCCCGGCAGUCCCAGAGUCCAGAGAUCGCCGAUGCCGAGCAGGGCGAUGAUCAAAAGGACGCGACUGGGCAGCCACACGGACAACAUCUCAUCGGGCAGUCUGAACAGUAUUGAGGUGUGAUGGCUCGCAGAGGAGCAGCAGAACGACCGGGCGGAGCAGCACAACGAGGAGAAAUAUACCUAAGCCGCAAGCGAAAGUAGUUCCCCAAAAAAGCAGACAGUUUCAUGUAGACUUAAGGAUCCGAAACUAGAUGUGUAUUAUUGAGGUAAACGUAGAACAGGCCGGCAGAGCAGUUUGAAACCCUCGAAUAUUAGCUUUAAGGCACCAGGCACCCGGUACUGUUUAGUUUUCCAAAAACCAAUCAAUUUGGCCAAUCAUUAAGCUUAAAACUAGGAUAUUUGCCAUUAAAUGAGGUUUCUACAGUUCAAUAUACUCAAUAUAACUUUGCAAACGAGAAAAAAUCUAGUGAAGUUGUUCUUUUGAGCUCAUUUAAAUGUAUUUCGUUUAAGAAGAACGUUUAAAUUGGUCUGAAUUCAUAAUUAAACAAAAAAUAAACACCUAAGCAGCUAAGUCGUUAAACGCUAAUGCUGCUUGAUUUUGUUUUAGGUAGAGAUUGAUUCUUAAAAAUUUACAAACUGUAGUAUAAGUAAUUGGUAAUGUAACACUUUUCUCGUUGCUGCCGGCCAGAUAGUCAGUAGAAUUACUAAUGUUAAGUUUUUUUUUUACUAUUUCGGUUUGCGCAUCCCACUGGGGGCCAAAUUUCAACUCGACUAAGCCCUGUAGCAUAGCGUUAUUUAUUUAUUGCAUUGUAAGCGCCAGCAACUCGAAUUGAUUAGUUCAAUUAGGAACUAAUUUACGUUUAAGGCAAACCAACUAUCUAGCAUAAGGGCAAUACAUUUCAAGAUGUGACUAAUACACAAAACCCAAAUGAAAAGCAUCCUAAACUAGAUUUAAGUUCGUAGGCGGCAGUUUUAAACGGAUAUGCGAGUCUUGAAAUAAAAAAGUGAAUCUUCAAUUUAAA
This is a messenger RNA of Drosophila erecta, 4711 nucleotides long. RefSeq names its product interference hedgehog (gene boi). Gene Ontology annotation, cellular component: plasma membrane; axon. The record is from RefSeq and is a predicted model, not a curated record. Bases 484 to 3810 code for a protein of 1108 amino acids. Gene Ontology annotation, molecular function: protein binding. NCBI's taxonomy places the organism in Eukaryota, Metazoa, Arthropoda, Insecta, Diptera, Drosophilidae. Gene Ontology annotation, biological process: cell-cell adhesion; axon guidance. The transcript is spliced from 10 exons.